UAAUUUACAUUUGCGAUGGUCAGUUACGGAGUUGGAGACCCCCCAAAACGCACUCUCGCCAAUUCAGCUUUAGGGUUUCGGUAGAAGAAAGCAAUCGCUCCAUAAAACCCUAAUCGGGUCAGCUCGUCUAAGGUUUUUCUGUUCGUUUUGCAUGUCUUAUUUGGUCGAAAUCAUCCCUUGUAACUCUCUUGUCCUCAGUCAGAAGAUAAAUCUGGAGAAACCUAUGCCGUCGACGUCGCUGGCCAACGGAAACGCAGGAGACAGACCACCGGAUGUUGUGGCCGAUGAUAAGCCGGGAGUGUCGAUGAUGGAGCAGUUGGUUCCGGAGAUUACAACCCACGCGCUCAGCUACUUGGAUUAUCCAAGUCUUUGCCGCUUGUCCAUGACCAAUUCCUUGAUGAGGAAGGCUGCUAACGACGACAAUGCUUGGAAGGCCCUCUAUCACAAGGAUUUUACUCUGGAACAAGAUGGAAUAACCCCGGUCAACGGGUGGAAAGCUUACUAUGCAACAACUAGAGCAAUCAUUAGUGUGAAUACUGGAUUCUUCGACAUCAUCAGAGAGAGGUCUCUUCCAGAAAUGGCUCAGUUGUGGCUCAACUCCGACUAUGUCAAGUGCAUCCAUGCCUCUGGCGAACUUUUCUCUGGCUACAGUGAAGUGAUGCAAAGCUGGCAACUUUGUUUCAACUGGGAACAAGGGUUUGACUUUCAGGUCCACAACGUUCGCACUCGGAUCCUAACCGACAUGGCUUGGGUCACUAUGAAAGCAUACCUGAACGUGGACGCUGGUCCGUUCCUCAUCACCAACGUGUUUGAGCACCACAAUGGGAGGUGGCACAUGGUUCAUCAUCACAGCUCUGUGAUGCUCAUCGAUGGCGUCAAUCAACAGGUUGUUGUUCACUGAUGAAUUAUAUCUCUAGUUUUGUUUUCCCCUUCUUCUUUUCCUUUUUAAAGGGACAAAAAUGAGAAGGGAGAAGGAAACCUGCGUAUUUGGAAAUUGGCGUAUUAGAUUAAUUAGUGCUAUUAUUUAAUUUUAAUGACAUGUACUGAAUGUUUAUUUUGAAUGGUUUGUUCUAAUUGUUUUCCUAAUGGGUAUGUUAAAUCA
Brassica oleracea var. oleracea is the source of this 1102-nucleotide messenger RNA. Its product is annotated as F-box protein SKIP8. The record is from RefSeq and is a predicted model, not a curated record. The transcript has 3 exons. Gene Ontology annotation, molecular function: protein binding. Lineage: Eukaryota; Viridiplantae; Streptophyta; Magnoliopsida; Brassicales; Brassicaceae. Bases 152 to 901 code for a protein of 249 amino acids.